Molecule: messenger RNA, 496 nt
Organism: Pistacia vera
Lineage: Eukaryota; Viridiplantae; Streptophyta; Magnoliopsida; Sapindales; Anacardiaceae
Exons: 2
Coding region: 97-429 (110 amino acids)
Cellular component (GO): nucleolus
Source: RefSeq, a predicted model, not a curated record
CAUAUUUUCCUGGUCCAAAAAGACAAAACGCAAGACGAAGGCGGUGCCGUGAAGCUAAAAGGAAGGGAAAGUGAAAUUCGGUUGCAGAAGGAAAGAAUGUCAGAUCCGUACGGGAGAGUGAAGGGAGGGAGGCUGAGCUUCAAAGACGGAAGUCUCGCCACUCGCAAAUCCAUCGAGAAGAAGAAAAAGAAGAAGAAGCACAAGAAAGAUGAUGAAUCUCAGCCGUCCACCGCCGUCGAUGGGUCUGAUAACACAAACAACGAGGCAGGACAAACCUACACUAUCGACGCUGCUAAAAACAUGAAGUACGACGAGCUCUUCCCCGUCGAGACCAAAAAGUUCGGUUACGAUCCUAAAGCCAACGUUAAAACCGUCGAAGACGCUCUCGAUGAUCGCGUCAAGAAGAAGGCUGAUCGUUACUGUAAAUGAAACGAAACGAAACUCGCUCUCUGAGCAUCCAUCCCUAGGAGGAAACAAUCUGUUGGAAUUAUGGAAG